Messenger RNA from Penicillium brevicompactum, 861 nucleotides. RefSeq names its product cytochrome P450 monooxygenase. The transcript is spliced from 3 exons. Lineage: Eukaryota; Fungi; Ascomycota; Eurotiomycetes; Eurotiales; Aspergillaceae. Gene Ontology annotation, molecular function: monooxygenase activity; heme binding; oxidoreductase activity, acting on paired donors, with incorporation or reduction of molecular oxygen. The coding region runs from base 1 to 861 and encodes 286 amino acids. The record is from RefSeq and is a predicted model, not a curated record.
AUGAGCUCAAUUGUCAUCGAGUCUGGGUCCUACUUGAUGGGAAGAACUUCCUUCCAUGCAUUUUCUCGUGUUAUAGCACGUACCAUCAAGGUUUUGGGUCUAGACUUGAUGCCAUUUCUCAGAGUCAAUGCAUUCGUUGGACCUUCCAAGGGAGAUACCCUGGACCCAGAACAUCCAGUUUCAAGUUUCAAAGGCAACCUCACGUCUGGAAAAUUGGCCGAGGUAAAGCAAAAACCCACCCAAAUCGAUGAAAACCUUGUCCUCUUCAUGGGUGCAACAUACGACACAUCAAGUUCUACAGUAAUUUCUUUAUUCUAUUAUUUAAUGUGUCAUCGUCAGGCGUUCAUGGCAGUCAGAGAAGAGCUCAAAGGCGCCUUCCAGACGCUCAGCGAAAUCUCAGAUCAGAAGCUCAUUCCGCUCGUGUACCUCAAUGCAUGUAUCAAUGAAACAUUCAGGAUGAGUCCGCCUGUCAAUGGUAAAAUCAUGCAACGAGUUUCUCUCGGCAUGACAAUCGACGGUAUUUAUGUUCCAAAGGGGGUCGCUGUGUCUGCCGAUACUCUGUCGAUGCAUCGUUCAUCCGUCUACUGGGACCAGCCAGAGUCAUUUCGACCCGAGAGGUGGGUCAAUAAGGCGCCAACCGAUGAAUUCCGUGCUUUCCGUCCCUUUGGAUCUGGAAAUAGAAUUUGUCCCGGUCGAAUGAUGGCCCUUCAGUCCGCCCGUCUUACCUUGGCCAAGAUCGUUUGGCUCUAUGACCUGGAGAUGGUGAGUGAUCCGAAAGAAUGGCAGCAAAGUGCGAGGUCGGGAUAUUUGUGGGAGUACCCUGAUUUAUACGUGAAUGUAUCCAGCUCCGGUCUGAAGUGA